AUGGGGCCUUCCACCCAUCUCAUUUGCGCUCUAGGAGUUAUCAUCAUGGCAACAAUGGUUGCUGCCUAUGAACCAUACACAGAUAGUUCUCCACCACCAUUGUAUUCUUCACCGCUUCCUAAGGUUGAAUACAAGACUCCCCCACUACCAUAUGUCGACAGUUCUCCACCACCCCCAUACUACUCGCCUUCCCCUAAGGUAGAUUACAAGUCUCCUCCACCACCAUAUGUCUACAGUUCCCCACCACCACCUUAUUACUCUCCUUCUCCAAAGGUUGAGUACAAGUCUCCUCCACCACCAUAUGUUUACAAAUCUCCACCUCCACCAUCGUAUUCACCUUCUCCAAAAUCUGAGUACUAA
Arabidopsis lyrata subsp. lyrata is the source of this 360-nucleotide messenger RNA. RefSeq names its product extensin-2. Gene Ontology annotation, molecular function: structural constituent of cell wall. The transcript has a single exon. Gene Ontology annotation, biological process: plant-type cell wall organization. The record is from RefSeq and is a predicted model, not a curated record. The coding region runs from base 1 to 360 and encodes 119 amino acids. NCBI's taxonomy places the organism in Eukaryota, Viridiplantae, Streptophyta, Magnoliopsida, Brassicales, Brassicaceae.